GCAUUUCUGAAGAUCUGUGCCGACCCCUCACAGCCCUCCUCUUUUGUCAUGCGGUAGUUUCCCCAGCUAUUUAAAGGCCACCGGGGCUUAUUUUGCUGAGUCAUAGUUUCACGGAGCUUGAAGGGAAGUUGGCCUGGUUUGCUGGACCCUAGCAAGACUGCAGCAUGGAGUGUGUCAUGACUGCAACUGGACUGAAAAUCCAGCCGGGAGAGGGCCUUGAAGUGAAGGGAAAGAUCUUGCCGGAUGCCAAAGAUUUUGCUGUGAAUCUGGGCAAAGACUGUGACAACCUGGUGCUUCACUUCAAUCCACGCUUUGACAACCAUGGGGAUGUGAACACCAUUGUCUGCAACUCCAAGCAAGACGGGGCCUGGGGAGAGGAGGAACGAGACGCCAGCUUUCCUUUCCAGCAAGGGGAAAAAGCUCAGGUUCUCUCAGCCUGCUCUCCCCAGCCAGGCCAGCAGCUUCACCUCUUGACUCAAGGCAGGGCAGCCAGCCAGUUGCUGAGCCGGCCUCUUGGCAUGCUGGAGCAAUGGUGCCUGCACAGUCUCCCACUCGCUUGCUGUUCUCCAUGACUACAGACAUUUAUUUAUGGCUUUUCAGCAGGAGGGUUCACAGUGGCUUUCAAAGGAAAAAUAAAUAAGAUGCUCUCCUGUCCCUGAAGGGCUCACAAUAAUAAUAAUAAAAAGAUAUGCAAGGUAACACCUGCAUCAGCCAUUGAACUGGCUGCAUAGGGCCAGUUGUUCUCCCCGUGAUCAAUAGAAGAGAUUCACCAUUUUAAAAGGAGCUGUUUUUACUCAGCAGGAGUAGCUGCUAACAGAGUAAAGUUGGUUAGCAAACUGCUAACCUCACCGCAACCACUGGGCCCGCCUAGCUGUGAUCUAGCCCCCUUCAGCUCCUGUGGGGGCGGGAGGCGGAAUGGGUGUCAGGUCUGGGGGCAUUUGGAGCUUGUCUGCAGAGGGCAAUGCUCAGCAUGGGACUCCGCCUAAUGUGGCAGGGAGUGGAUGGCCUGUGCCCAGUUUCCCUCUCGCACUGCUGGGCAAUCACAGACUGCAUGGUGUUGCCUGUACUGAACCUCCUGCAGUCACGUUGAUUGGCUGGCCAAGUAGGGAAGGAGUCUUAGCUUUACAUAGGAACACGGGAAGCUACCAUAUACUGAGUCAGACCAUUGAUCUAUCUAGCUCAGUAUUGUCUACACAGACUGGCAGCAGCUUCUCCAAGGUUGCAGGCAGAAGUCUCUCUCAGCCCUAUCUUGGAGAAGCCAGGAAGGGAAUUUGGAACCUUCUGCUCUUCCCAGAGCGGCUCCAUCCCCUAAGGAGAAUAUCUUAUAGUGCUCACACUUCCAGUCUCCCUUUCAUAUGCAACCAGGGCACACCCUGCUUAGCUAAGGGGACAAGUCAUGCUUGCUGCCACAAGACCAGCUCUCCUCUCCAGGUGAUCUUAACAGGCUCAUGGUGAAGAAGACGUUCUCUUAAAUACCCAGGGCCCAAGCCAUUUAGGGCUUUAUAGGUAACCACCAGCACUUUGUCUUUUGCCCGGAAACGUAUCACCAGCCAGUGUAGUUCUUUCAACACAGGAGUAAUAAGGUCUCUCCUAGAUGACCCAGAGACCAACCUAGCUGCCACAAACUUUUGUUGAAAAGCGAUGUAUAAAUAUUCAUAGUAGUAGCAUCAUGUGGCUCUGCAACCUGCCACUGAAGCAGAGAUACUCCACUCCAGCUUCCCCAUUGGAGGGAUGUUCAGGAAGGGGAAGGAGACAAGAGGAAGAAAAGCUGCUCAUGAGAGCACAGUGUUCUGGGCAAACAAGAUGUUCCAGCUGCUCCCCAGAACUUCAGACACCACAACACAAGCAAAAAAAAAGUCAUUUGGUCCCUCAAAGAGUAUCAUGUCCUCUAUAAAAGUCCCUAGUUGACAACCCUAAUACCAAGUUCUGGACUUACAAAUUGCACAUGACAAAUGUUUUGUUUAGCUGCUUUCUUGUACAGAGCAUAACAUGCUGGUGUGAUCUGAAUAUAUAAACUAAGCCAGCUGAUCGUU
Messenger RNA from Hemicordylus capensis (graceful crag lizard), 2033 nucleotides. Its product is annotated as 16 kDa beta-galactoside-binding lectin-like. The record is from RefSeq and is a predicted model, not a curated record. The coding region runs from base 165 to 572 and encodes 135 amino acids. The transcript is spliced from 4 exons. Lineage: Eukaryota; Metazoa; Chordata; Lepidosauria; Squamata; Cordylidae. Gene Ontology annotation, molecular function: carbohydrate binding; laminin binding.